Molecule: messenger RNA, 732 nt
Organism: Brassica napus (rape)
Lineage: Eukaryota; Viridiplantae; Streptophyta; Magnoliopsida; Brassicales; Brassicaceae
Exons: 6
Coding region: 1-732 (243 amino acids)
Source: RefSeq, a predicted model, not a curated record
AUGUUGACCUACGCAUGUUUGACCGCCUUGGUUCCAGGCAAAAAGCAGCCUGCAAUUCGUGUGAAGAUAGUCAGAACAUGGAUGUCACCUUUUGGUUCAAUUCGACCCAAUACAUGUAUGGUUUUUGGAGAUGAAAAAGGUUCAAUGAUUGAAACAACUUUGCCUUGGGGUGUGGUAUUGCCGUAUGAAAUCAAUCUUGACGAAGGUGAUUGGUUUGAAAUCUUAGAUUUUAAACUAAUUCAUGCUUCUGGAUUGAUUCGAACAACAAGGAGCAAAUACCAUAUCAACCUCACUCAUGACUCGGUGGUAACGAAGAUUCAGCCUAUCACCGAGUGUAACUUUCUCUUUUGUGCGAGUUACAAAACCCUCCUCCGUGGUCUAUCCCAUCCUAAGUUCUGUAUUGGCCUAUGUGGAGCUUUGGUUGAAGUAGGUGAUAUCCAAGAUUUCUCCGUAGCGCAAGCAAACCAGUUUAAUCAAGGAUUUCAACCCCGCAUUCGUUUCACGCAAGUUAAGUGUGUUGUUUAUGGAGAUCUUGCUGAGAAGUUAUAUGAAUACUGGUCUUCUACAACUGCAAAUGUUGUCGUCUGUGUACUAAAGCUAUGGAGAAUUGAGUGGGGUAAUGGUCGAUUCAGAUGUCUUACAAACAUUGAAGGCUGUUCGGAUAUUUUAUUUGAUCCUGAAAUUCCUGAAAUAAAUUACUUUCAAUCAAUGAUUCCAUUCACUACACUUUGA